Chroicocephalus ridibundus (black-headed gull) is the source of this 7544-nucleotide messenger RNA. It is a transcript of the gene CCDC150, whose product is annotated as coiled-coil domain containing 150. Bases 73 to 3015 code for a protein of 980 amino acids. NCBI's taxonomy places the organism in Eukaryota, Metazoa, Chordata, Aves, Charadriiformes, Laridae. The record is from RefSeq and is a predicted model, not a curated record. The transcript is spliced from 25 exons.
GCGGCUGUGGGCGCGCAUGCGGGGCCGGCCGCACGGGGAGCGGGGCGGGAGAGGGAGGCCGCUGGAGCGGCAAUGGCCAGGCCAACCAUCAUCCCCACGAGCGUCAGGGCAACCGCGCCCGAGGCCUUCAUGGUGCUCCACCUGAGGAUGAGGGUGGUGGAAGAGCAAACCAACGGGCUGGUGCGAGACCUGGAGGCACUCGGCGUCGAUGGGCAGAGCCUCAACCAUUUCCACUCAAAGACGUCAGAAACACCUGCCAGUCACCCAGCCAUUAGCCCUGUGCAGGCCAGGGUAGCAUUUGUGGGAGAAAACACACUGUGGAGAAACUGUGAAACGCUGGUGAAUCGAAUGUGUCGGUUAGAGAGUGUUGUACAGACACUGAAAUUAAACAUCUUCCGGCUGCAGACAGAAAAGGAACUGAAUCCAAAGCAUGCAGCCCAGUUGCAGCACCGCCUGAAUGCAAUCCACGAGGAGCAUUUGCAAGAAAUGAAGAUUGUACAGCAAGAAGCAACGAAGUUGCGCCAACACCUAAGUGAUAUGAAAGAGGCUGAAGAAAAAGCAAAAGAAGAAGUUCAGAGACUGAGUACUGCUCUGGAGAUUACUACUGCAUCCAAGAUGGACGUAGCAAUUGCAGCAGAGGAACUGAGAAACACAAAACAGAAAUUUAACUGUAGACUUCAGGAGCUAACAGAACAGCUGUCCCAGGAGAUCAGCCUGCGGGAGUCUUUGGAGGAAUCCCAAGCAACUGUGAUGUGUCAUGUACAGGACAUGGAAACAACAGUAGAAGCAGAACGGAAGCAGGUACAGAUAUUACAGCAGGACUGCCAAGAGUUGCGUAAAGAUGUCCAGCUCACCCGAUUUAGGCAGCAAGAGGAGGAGGAAAGAACUGCCCAACUGGAGCAACACUGCGCACAACUGAAAGCGGAGCUGGACUCCAGGAACUGUAUCAUUUCCCAGCUUGAAGAAGAAGUGAAAAAUGCACAGCUGUCCUUUAGCAAACAACGCAAAGAGAACCUGCAACUUCAGUCUAAAAUGACUGCCCUGCGAGAAACAGCAGAGAAAGUACAGGUCCUUAAUGACCACUUAAGCCAGCAAUGCUCAGAGCUCAGCACCAAACUCCGAAGUGUUGCCAUGGAGAAUGCUAAACUCGUUUCAGAUCAUCAGACCAUGCUUAAGGCAGAACAAGAAAAGACUCAUAAGCUGCAAGAGCAAGACUCGCUUCUGAACGCUGCCCAUGCCAACAUUCUCGGAGAGCUGCAGAGUGUGCAGCGUGAGAGGGCUCAGCUUCAAAGACAGCUGGAGGCCUUGCGUACAGAGCAUGGCAAAUACAGGCAGAAAGUAAGCCUUGCUGAGGAGGCAGCGACCACACAGAGACAGCUUUUGGAACGUACUGUUGCUAGACUGCAAGGUGAACUUGAGACAGCUUUGCAAGAGAAAGGAUCUCUGCUGGCAGAAAAGGAAAUUCUUCAACAGGAGAUAAGGACAACAGCAAAUGAAACAAUACAGGAAAGGAACAAAUUGCAAGUAGAAAAAACAGAGAAUGAGCUAGAAAUGGUUUCAAUGAAAUUCACUUUGCAAACACUAGAGGAAGAGAACAAGAGGCUCUUGGAUCGCUUGGCCACACUGGUACAUGAGCAGCAUGCCCAGCAGCAGGUGCAACAAGUGCUGGCAGAGCUGACUGACAGCAAGAAUAAACUGACCUGUGACAAAGGAAAACUUCAGAUGGCAAACCUGCAGCACCAGCUGGACACAGCAAAGGAUGAUAACAGUAAGGUGACAGCCAUGCUGGAGCACGUGUUAGCUUCUCGUAACAAGAUGCAAGCAGCUCUGGAUGCGGUACAAACUGAGCUGGGACACAAGGACACCGAAAUAAGCAAUCUCAGAAAAGAUAAGAGCCAGAUACAACAGAAAAUACAGAGGUUAGAAACAGAACUGGAACAUUGCCAAGCCAAACUGAUUGCCAUGGGAAGGCAGCACAGCAGCCAGGUGGAACCACUUUGUAAGGCACUAGAAAGUACUAGAGCAGACAACAAGAAACUUGUUUGUCAUUUGGAAGAAGUUCUGCAGGUUAAUAACACCCUGCAGAGCAAGCUGAUCCAAACCCAAUGUGAACUGAAAAGUAAAGAAACUGAGCAUCAACAGCUGAUGGCCUGCCGGGAACAGUUAAUGGAAAAAGCCAAGACUGAGGAAAAGAUGUCUGCUGAACACUUAAAGUCUUUGAAGAAGCAGUUUCAAAUUGAGCAAGAGGCUUCGAGGAAAGCUGCCUGUCAAGAAUCUGCUGAGGUAAAGAAAUCCAUUGAAGAAUCCUCCUUCAAAUUGGCUGAAGUUUCCUAUGCUAACAGGGAGCUGCAGCAGAAAGUAACAGAGCUGGAAAAGUCUUUGCCCAGUUACACGGAAAAGCUAAAAAGCCAAAGAGCUGAAGUCAGACAAUGCCUGGCCUGUAAAGCUAACACAGAAAGGGCAGAGGAGACAGAAUCUGAACUGAGGAAAAUGGAAGCAAUAAAACAGGAUUAUUGGAAGAUGAAUUACGAACAAUCACAGGACAUCCAGAAACUUGUGUCAGAGUUGAAAAGUGUGCAGAGCGAGAUGCAAGUGCUGUUGAAAAACCGACAUGAAGUGCAAGUGCAGAACAGGCAGCUGGAGACCCAGCUGGAAGCGGAGAGAAGGCAAAGGCAGCAGCUGGAAAACGAAUGUGGGAAACUGGAAAAAACAGUCAAACAUCUGAAGAAAUAUAAAGAGGAUACAGAAAAGAAACUGAAGGAAGCCAGCAUAGAGUCAGAACAGAUCACAACUAGCCUAGAAGAAGCUCAGCGCUGGUUCAGAUCUAAGUUUGACAGCCUGCAGCCAGAAGUUGUGAAAAACUACCGGCCAAAGAACCCUGAAGAAAGCAGCUCCAAGAAGAAGGAGAAAAGGCAAGAAGAGCUUCCCACUCGCACCUCCCUGGACAGCAGGGCAAGGACCCAACACCUCCCAGCUCACCACCAGCAAGGCCCACGUGAGCUGGGCAGGAAAUGAGCUCACUUGACUGGGUGAUUCCCAGCUCAGGGAGAGCAUCACCUGCUGCCUGGAGACUCCCUGCUAGCACCCAGCUGCUGGAAGAAUCGGAAACUUUACUUGAUCCGACAAAGUUAGAUAGGUCUGUAUCACCGAGAAGGCCUUGCAAAGAAAAAGCACUCACAGGACACCCAUAUACAGGGGACCUAGCAAUGGUUGUUUAAAUCAUAAAUUCCAAUUUGAAUUAACUCGUACCCGUCACCUUGUCUUUUUGACUCAGGUGCUUUGUGUUGUGAGGCUGAUACUAACAAAACUACUACCUACAGCAACACAAUUAUCAUUACUGUAAACUACAUGCUGUUGAUAUGCUCCAUCUGUGCUUUCAUCACUUUUCUUUUACCAGCUUUAGACUAAGACCUGGCAGGUGCUGUCAAAACAAAUCUGACUGGUUUACAGAGGGUUCAGGUGAAUUACUGAAGACCGAGUCAUGUGUCUGUGGCUGGAUGCUGACGUGACUAGGACAGGGAGGAACUGGCUGGACCAGCUGCUUCUAAUGUAGAUAAAAUCUGGGUCAUGACAGAACAUAAGCCUUGGGCUAUUUUAGGAGCAUAUAAGGAAUGUAUUAGGUGUGUGAUGGUAUACCACACAUCACCUUACCUUCGUAAGAAUUAGUGGAAUUCGUUCAGCCUCGCCUACUGUGGAACAACACACUGGGGAGAGAGUAGUUGAAGCAGAUGACUGACAUCAGAUGUUGAUGAUGAUUAUAUAACAUGGACGUUUCGUGCUUGUUCAACUAAGGAUCAGCUCGUCUUCGUCCUGGCUUACUCUUCCACCUGGUUUCAGUACAACUAGUGUCAGUACAGGUGUUCUCGCACUCUGAGCUGCUUCAGCAGAGCUGCUUGCAAACUCCUCUGUGAUCAAUGGUACCGUUUCUUUCUGUGGGAUCCAUUCGUGUUAUUCGCAAUACUUGUCUAGUUUAGGGGGGAGGGAAGUCUUGCAUACCUCAGGAGCCUAGGAAUAGCCCGAGGACACACUGGAAUUAGCUCAUUCUGCUCCUUCAGAAAUUUGGUCCUAAACUAUAACUUGCACAAUAGGAAUCUGGACUAAUUCAUGGUGACCUGAGCCUCUCCUUGAGGCAAACGGCUGUUCUAUGGGGCAGGGGGUGGCUGUGCACACUACUAAAGCUAAUGCACACCUGAGCUCCAUUAAAUUGUGCUGCUUAAAAGCAGGCCUAUGCAAUACAGCUUUAGGGUUAUCCCAAUCAAGCUGGUUCCAUUAGAAAUCAAUUGGCAUCUGUGCCACACCUGCUCUGUAAAGCUGCUUAGGUGACUUAGCAUAAGCUGUGCCUCUACCUCCACAGUGCCAUUGGGCAAACAGCACUCAAAACUGUAAUCGAGUUUUGCUUGCUAUGGACUCAAUCUGUAAUCACAGAUGAAAAACAGUCCCCGCCAAAGCACUUAACCAUGUAACACUUUUUUUUAUACUGAAUGCUUAAGUAGGUUGCCUAACAAUGGCCAAAUGAUUGUGACCUUUGCCUGUGCAAAAAGCAUACGGCAGCUGUUCACGUGAACUACGCGUUGGCAGGGCAGCAGCACCAGCCACCCCUCUGUUUUACCUCUGCGGGAGUUUUUACCAACAUAGGGUAUGCCUGAAGGGCUGGUUCUUCACCCCUUCCUUGUUGCGGAAUCCCCUGCUCUCUCUAGGGCUGCGCAUCUGCAAUUACUUUGUAUAUUGAAACGCAAAGUCUGAUUAUAUGGCUGUGGCCAUUAAACUUGGCACUUACGUACAUUUGCACAGUGACAGUCUAUUCGGGGUUCAGCCCAUCCUGUUGCUUCUUCUAAACCUCUUUAGGGUGGAAAGCAAUAAGAUACGGUGUAAUUGUGAAGGAUUACUGCAUUCUAAUACCUUUUAACUUUAGCAUAACCUUAAGCUUUAGCUACGCCUGCUUUAGCAAGUGGUGCAGCUCAGUGAGUCGCAUGCAGAAUGAAGAGAGCUGGUCCCAAUGUCCAGGAUGUGUUCUGGAUUGGUUUUCACUUCAGAUUUGCUCUAGUCUGAUCCUGCUGACCGAAUGCUCACUAGCAACUGGAGCACUCCUGGAAGCCAUCUUCUAGCUUGCUUUCCUUUGAAAGGAAACCAGUUUGUCUGCUCAGAGCCUGCUCUGCAAUAUGAACCACAGCACGGCGAGUGGCAGCGCACCCAUUUGAAACAUCAGCAGCACACAACAGGCAAGAACUUGUUACUUUCUUUAAACACAGUAAUUUCAAUAAAGUUGUAGUAAUUAACACUGCUGCCACCUGCAGGAUCAAUAAUUCAGGUUUACAGUGGUAGCUGCUAAGCCUCUCAGUUACAGUAACAUUUGUAGUAUUUAAAAAUACAUUUUCUAAGCAGCAAAAAGGUUGGGGUUUUUUUUUCCUCUCAGGCUGUGGCCGUCAGCGCAUGCGGAUGGCAAACAGCUUUCUACUCUUGUCAGGGCUGCUGUCAGGUAAGCACAACUGAAAAGGUAUGAUUCAGUUUUUAAGACAAUCAGUAGAUGCCUUUAUGAGCAGUCUUUUAGCCUUGAGUUAAUGUAUGUUUUAUAUAAAAUAGUUCUUCAGCAAUAAACAGCUAACAAAAUUAUCAUGGUUAAACCAAGCAGUUUGACAAUAUAUGUGGUAUGUUUGACAGAAACUGUUACUAAUUCUCUUAGUGAGGCUUGAGGACUAUUCCCAACAUGCUGACAGGUGAGGCUGGCAUUGAUUUAAGUAUUCUGUCCCUCUUAGUCUCUUGUUCUCAGCGAUUUAUGAAAGCUUUCCCAAAAUUGUAAUGGCUGAUUUCAAGCUUUUCCUGCCUUGCUGUUUGUUCCCACACGUUCAAGAUCAGGCUGGACGGGGCCCUGAGCAACCUGAUCUAGUCAACAAUGUACCUGCUCAUUGGAAGGGGAGGUGGACUAGAUGACCUUUCAAGGUCCCUUCCAACCCAAAUUAUUCUAUGAUUCUAUGAUUUUACAUUUUGGUAAAACAGUCCUUACUCUGAAGGCAAUUUAGGCAAGGUGCUGGGUUCAUCACCCCCAGCGUUAGGUUCUUGGGAGCAUCCUUAAAACAAGCUACAGCCAGGUAAGCCUGAAGAUGAACAUAGCGCAUGCCAAAAUAAAUCCCAUACAGAUGCUCAUACCCCAAGAAACAUUUGUGUUUCAAAUUCACAGUCCCCUGUCCAUUCUCCAUCCCUCACAUCAUAGAGUACAAUGAUGAGAUGUGCAGUACGUGUUCACAACUUCGUUGUUUGAAAAAGAAUUCCAAAGGAAAGGCACUUUAUCAGUGGUAUUGCAAGUGAAGCGUGACUUAAAACUUACCCAGUGCUGUAUGGGAGAGUACAGCUGUGGCUAUAAGCUAAAAGCCCAGCUUAACAUAUGUAUUUUCUGUAUGCAGCUCAUGUUCUCUGCUUUGUUUUUCCUUAAGCAGGUUGGUUCCCAUGGGAUGUGCCUGGUUAAACAACCUUUUACUGGGGAGCUCACAAUCCUACAGCAUUUGUGUUGUCUCCUGCUUUGUCUGAAAUCUUGUCUAGUCUAAUCUGUUACUGCUGCACCAUUACAAUAUAACAUAUUUAUAAUAUUGUGUAGAAGUGAAAUCUAAGUAAAAGACUGUUUAUGUCAUAACCAUAAAUGCAAGUUGGAUGUAACGAAGGAAAAAAAUCUAUCUUCAUAUACAGUUUUUCCACAAGCAUUUGAGAAAGCUUUAGAUAAUUAGCAUUGAGACAAGCAGUAUCUCUUCCUUCCAGAUGCUCAAAAUUGUUUAGGCCAUCCUUUCAGAACACUGUUUGCUAGCAGUAUGAAUUUUCCAGUCCAUAAUGACUGGGUUUAAUUAAAUGCAAGUUUCUGUUACUUGGUGCUUAAAAACAAUCCAGAAAGCAGAUUAAAAGUCAUCAGCAUUCAGAUUCUAUUUUUUCCUUUUUAUUGGUAUGAAUGCGAGAGAUUCAUACCUCCUACGUUUAAAAACUAAACUACUUCAGAAUUCUAGCAAUAGUAGGGAUCAGAAAUGAAUUAAUUAAUAGUAAUGCCUUGAUGUUGGUCAAUUUUUAAGACAACUCUUAAAAAAAACCCCCACAACCUUCCUCUAUGUCAAGUCUAUUUAAAAAAUGUACAAGCAAUAGGAUACUGGGUAUUUCAGACUCGGUUUUGGAAAAAAAUAAUACAACGGGCAUCUGUAUACAGCAUCUCUGGUUUCUGUUUUCCAAGCAACAGUUCAGUGCUGAGGGCUGUGCUUCCUGGGACACGAUAGACUUUUUUCCUAUGAAGGGACAGGAAUCAUUUGCUGCAAGAAGACAAAAAAAUCAAUGGAGUUACAAGAGGUGAAAAGGCCGAUAAAGAAUAAAGAAAGCUUCAAUGGAAGAAUUUUUACCCCAAGACGAUGCAACGAUACUAUGUCUGUACAUACAUCUUGGCCUUCUCUUAUGAUCACCCCAGGCUAACAUAACUAAAAUGGUUAUCUGAUUUAUAGUUCUCCAAACUUGGCAUGGGACUUCUGUUUAGUAAAACUUUGUUUUACUAUUUCCAAGUAAAACAUGCUGUAAUUUUC